AUGUUUGUCAACAGAUCGGAACAACGGCGAGAGGAUGCCCGAGCCGCUGUGUCUCACCAACAGAUGAGAUCCGAAGUUCACCGUUAUCCUGUCGAUCGAUACUUGGUUGAAAGCAGCAAGAAAAUUGAAAUGGUUAACAUCAUAGAUGAUGAGAUCUGGAACCCAGAGCCGGCGAUAAGACCAGAAGACGAGGUAAUGUUAAGAAAGCUACAUGAAAUGCUGCAAUCAACCGCGGACGACCUAAAGCUGAUCUCAGGAGAAUUGAUGAAAUGUCGCGAGCCAAGGAUACAAUUUAAAACGUCACCCACACCAUUGGAUGAAGAAUUUAAUGAGAAGGUUUACAUUGAAGAAAUUGUAAAUGCUAAAUUUCAUGGAUACAAAAUCUUUGAUAAAUCGCCCUGCAAAAAAGCACAAAAUGAUAUGAAUAAUAAAAAUUCUAACUCUGUAUCGUCUAGGCCUGCGAAAAAAGCACUUAACGCCGCAGUUCAAGUAAAUCAAAUAUCGGCAAGUAAAAAACCGGCUACUAAAAAGAACUUAGCUAUAUCACGUACGAAGAUCGUUGAAAUAGAUGAACAACCGCAAUAUUUUAAUGCAAAAGGCGUUAAACCUUUCAAUCCUAGAAUUAGUACUAAUAAUGGGCCGUUCGUAGCAUAUAAUGAGUUCACAUAUAAAUAUGAAGAGCAAAAAAUAAAACAGAGUAAUCCAAAAUCAUUGCAGAUACAGGAAAUGCCAAGUAUAAAUAUCAGAAGCGAAUUGAAGGAACAGAAAGUUUUACAGUUAGAUAUAUUACCUGAAGAACAAAAAAAUAUAGAGAGCUUGACAAUGCACAGUAAUGUUGGUGUUAUUGCCGUGCAGCACGAAUCUUCAAGCAUAGAAAAAGCACCAGUUACUCACUAUCCACAAGUACACUAUGCAAAACCUGUCUCUAGUAAAUCGAAAGUUAGAAAGGUGUCUAAAAUGUUAACUUGUGAAAGUAGUGAAUCGACUAACCAUGUAAGCUCUGAUACUCAAGAUAGAACAACAAAUCAAAACUUAAUUAAAUCUAACAUUAGAUCAUCACUUAAAUCUUCAACACGAGGCCAUAAUAAAAACAGUAAUGAAAGUAAAUUUAAUAAAAAUGAAAAAGGCAAGCUCCAACAUCGAAACAUCGAUGAAUGGAAGCGACAAUUAGACACUAUUUACGGUCAUCCAUCUACUUCCAGAAAAAACAAAAUGCGUUCAAAAUCAAGUUCAAAAGAGUCGCCUACGAAACCCAACACUUCACCGAGCCAAAAAAAUAUCAAAACGCAGAACUUAUUGAAUAACGCAGAAUAUAUUCCUUAUGCGAAACUUACAUUAGGUGGCGUUAGAGUAAGUGAUAUAGAAAGAGAAAUAUCAGAUAUACCUGACAAAAACAACAUUUCUUUGAAUCCAAUACUUGAUAAAAUUUUAGCGAGCCGAGAAAAUUCUUUUCACGAGGACAAUCCUAAACCAAAUGAAGAAGAAGUAAAUAAAAAUAUCCUGACUACAUCAGAUGAGAAUUUACUUGAGGAAGUACUAGACAUUGAGAAAAAUAUUGCGGAAACAUUGUCUAAAAAUCACAAGGUUAAACAAAAGAAAUCGCCCGAAAGUUCUUUAAAUAUUUUAACCAAUAAUAGCGGAAGCGAUAAGGAAAGCUACGACGACGAUUUUGAAGACGAAAAGUCAGAAAAUACACAAUCAGAGGGUGCUGAAAACGUACAAGAUAACAUCAGUGAUAAAACUAAUCCAAACAUCCAUAAUGCAACCUACACAAAAUCUUCAAACCUAUCAUUUAAAAACUCUGUAGAUAUUUUUGAAUUUAUUCAUUCUAUUGAUACUCAAGACAACGCCACUCAAAGUAAUACUACACACAAAAUAUCUUUAAAAGCUACUCAAACUUCGCCCAGAACAAAUAUACAACCCAUUCGCAACGACUUGUGGCCUUCCGUGCAUCCGAGAGAUGAGGUUGACCAAUUAUUGAAGGAAGAUUUCAUCAGGAAACUUAUUGUCGACGAAUGCGCUAAUAUUUUACAGAAAAAUGUAGCCCAACCGUCUACUUCUAAAGAUGAAAGAGAGAAUGAUAAAGCUAAGAAAAAUUUUACCGCAUCACAAAAGAACACACAAACGUCUCCAGCACACGUAAGAAGCGUUAUGACAUCACCCACAAAAACUAAAACGAGGACAACAUCACCUUUUGCAUUGUCUCUCACUGUUGACCACCAGACCAGUCCAAUAGCAUGUAUAAGUAAUGAAGAGCUACACAUCGAGUUAGGUAAAGUUGACGACCUAGCGGUUUCAAUAAAUUUAUCUUCGCCAAGGUUCAGUUUACGACUUCCACAAAGCUCUCGCGAGGUUAUUUCUAAUCUCGACGGCACCUCAAGUAAACGCAAUCACAAGCUAAACAAAAGUGAAACAAAAACAUUCUUUGGAAAAUUUACUAGUUCGAGUUCCACAGAUGCCGAUUACUCGUCAUCGGAUAUUAGUAGUUUAGGUGAAAUCAAAAAUAAAUUCAAGAGGAAGUUAAGAAAAACUAAAAUUCCUACUAUAUCCGAAUCAAGCGAGUCAUCCAUCGCUUCGAAGUACAGUUCUGACAUUUCCAGUGUCAUUCUUCCGCUGAAAAGCGAGGGUGAAAUUAGUUUAGGGCAAACCGAUAAAGUAAAAUCUAGAAGCGACGGAGAAGUUAGUUUAGGACAAGAAAUACAUUGA
Messenger RNA from Parnassius mnemosyne (clouded apollo), 2706 nucleotides. The record is from the annotation of a GenBank genome assembly. Lineage: Eukaryota; Metazoa; Arthropoda; Insecta; Lepidoptera; Papilionidae.